This is a messenger RNA of Tachysurus vachellii, 4033 nucleotides long. RefSeq names its product insulin receptor substrate 1-B. The transcript is spliced from 3 exons. Gene Ontology annotation, cellular component: cytosol; plasma membrane. Bases 181 to 3771 code for a protein of 1196 amino acids. Gene Ontology annotation, molecular function: insulin receptor binding; phosphatidylinositol 3-kinase binding. Gene Ontology annotation, biological process: insulin receptor signaling pathway. The record is from RefSeq and is a predicted model, not a curated record. Lineage: Eukaryota; Metazoa; Chordata; Actinopteri; Siluriformes; Bagridae.
UGCGCGCCCGUUAGUUUGGAUACGUGUUUGGGUGCAUAGGACACCAGCGAGACUUGAAGGAAAACACACCUGCUCUCUCUUUUCGAGGGCAUGAUGAGAGAGAGGGGAGGAGGACCAUAGCGAGCAUAACGAUGAGCGAAUGUGCAGCGUAGGGAUUUUUAGUCAGGAAAAAAAACAGCAAUGGAGAACCAAGCGGCCACGGAGCCGCGAUGCUAUGAGGACGUCCGCAAGAGCGGUUACCUGCGCAAGCCGAAAUCCGCGCACCGGCGUUUCUUCGUGCUCCGCGCGCCUUCUGACCACGGCCCUGCCCGCCUCGAGUACUAUGAGAGCGAAAAGAAAUUCCGGAGCAAGUCGCCGGUGCCCAAGAAGGUUGUCGACCUGGAUUCGUGCUUUAACAUCAACAAGCGAGCCGACUCCAAAAACAAGCACAUGAUAGUGCUGCACACUCGCGGAGAGAGCUUCGCAGUGGCCGCGGACACGGAGGAGCUGCAGAACGAGUGGUAUCAGGCCAUGCUUGACCUGCAAAGCAGAAGUAAGACCCCAGAUGACUAUGGCAGUGGAGGAGAAUGUGGAUUGCUAUCACCUGGCCCUGCUUUUAAGGAAGUAUGGCAGGUGAAGUUAUGGCCCAAAGGCCUAGGGCAAGCAAGGAACCUGAUUGGCAUCUACAGACUCUGCCUUACUGAUAAUACGGUCAACUUUGUCAAGCUCAACUCAGAUGCACCAGCUGUAGUGCUCCAACUGAUGAAUGUGCGCCGCUGUGGACAUUCAGAGAACUUUUUCUUUAUUGAAGUGGGCCGUUCAGCCAUGACCGGACCUGGAGAGUUUUGGAUGCAAGUGGAAGAUUCUGUAGUUGCACAGAACAUGCAUGAGACUCUUCUAGAGGCAAUGAAAGCCCUGAGUGAAGAAUUCCGUCAACGGAGCAAAACCCAGGCAGUAGGGACUUCCUGUGGAGGUGGCACAGCCUCCAAUCCUAUAAGCGUGCCGUCACGACGCCACCAUCCAAAUUUACCACCUUCCCAGGUAGGCUUCUCUAGACGGGCUAGGACAGAGACCCCUGGUGUGCCACACAGCACCAACACAUCUCCAACAUCUCGGCAAGGAUUCUCCAGGUCACGCACAGCCAGUAUUGGUGCACGGACAGAGGAUUGCAGUGGAAGAAUGACUGCUCUCAGCACCAGUCCAAGCCUCAAUGGCUCCUCUUGUUCCACCACCCCUACCCUACGGCCUAAACCCACUAGAGCACCUACUCCAGCCAAGAUCACACUUAGUUUGGCACCAUAUACCCCCAAGAACCCAGCACCUUCCCCAGCACCUAGUCUCUCUUCUAGCUCUGGCCAUGGAUCAGAGUGUGGACUGAGUGGCGCUCCAUUAGGUACAGUGCCUAUCUGUACCUAUGCUCGGAUCCCACAGAGAGUGUCCAUGUCAGGCUCUCCGAGUGACUAUGGCUCCUCUGAUGAGUAUGGAUCUAGCCCUGGUGAGCACUCACUUCUUGCUGCUGGUCUCUCUACUGCUUUAGUAGAUGGUUCUACUGGCUGUGUAUUAGUGGGGCACAGAGACACCUCUCACAAGAGAGUACAUGGGCGCAGGAUACUUCGACACUCCUCUAGCAGAGAGCACGAAGCUGAGCGUAGGUUACUUAGCAAGCGCACUUCUCUUCCACCUUCAACUGCUCAGGAGCACAUAGUGCCUCAUUGCAGGGAAGAAGAUGAUGAAGAAGAUGAAGACUAUGAAGUGAUGUCUCGCAGCACCAGCAGAGAAUCCUUUACCUCUCGUCGAGGCUCAGGAUGCUCAGUAACUCCAAGUGGGCAGUUGGAAACCUCAGCAAAUAAAGGUGUAAAUACAAAGGAAGGUCUGGAGAACACAUCAAUUGACAGCGGCUACAUGUCUAUGCUACCAGGUGUUACAGCUCCUGCAAGUCUGUCUCUUUCAGUAUCUGAAACAGAACCAAAGGGAGGGGAUGAAUACAUGACUAUGACCCCCAACAGCAGUGUUUCACCCCCACAGAACAUCCGGCUUCCUGUCGCUGAGGGCUACAUGAUGAUGUCCCCCCAUAGCAGCUGUUCACCAGAUCUACAUGGCAUGAGUGGGUGUUUGUGGGGUAGCAGGAGCAGCAUGGAAAGUCGAACAGGUAGUGACUACAUGAACAUGUCACCCAUUAGUGCCAGGUCAGCCUGCAGCACACCCCCUUCACACACAGAACAACAUCCACUACAGCCCAAAACAGUGUACUCCUACUUUUCCCUCCCAAGGUCUUACAAACAUACCACCCUCUCUACUCGCUUUGAGGAUAAUCUGGGAGAUGCAAGGAGACCAGAGGCGAUUUCUAGGGGUGAAAGUGUUUCUGGAAGGAGGACGGGACGUGGUGGUUAUCCCAAUAGAGCUGACUCUUCUUCUGGCCCCAGUGGAGGUGGAAACCUUUCCCUGUCCUCCUCCUCAUUCUCUUCCAGUUCGGCAAGCACUGAGAGCUUGGAGGACAAACCUCUAUCCCUGCCUUCAGGUGGAAUUGGGAAGGCCACCAGGUCAAGCACAGGACACAGGGUAGGGGGUGUUCACCCCAAAGAUUCAGCCCACCAUUUUCACCAGCAGAGACGAGGAGCAGGUGUCCAGAAACAGGGUCAUCCACAGCAACGAAAAGGCAGGCCCUUUAGUCUCUGUGUGGACAUGUCCAAAGCCAACACCCUACCUAGAGUUAAAGAGACUAUACAGCCAUUGGUACCCCAAAGCUCUGGUGAAUAUGUUAGCAUUGUUUAUCAGGGUGAGCAGGCAAUGUGCAAAAAAGGGGUAACAGGUGUAGAUCAGGGGAGCACUGUGGUACAAGGGCAUUCAAGAGCUUUAUACCAACCAUCUUCAUGCCAAGUUGGUGGCACCAAUCUGCCUCGCAGUUUCUCAGCACCCCUCACCACUACCAUCUCUGUGUCCUCAGAGUAUGUUAACAUGGAUUUGGGCCAUUCUUCAUCUCCUCUGUCCUGCACAUCACUCUCUUCUUUUAAUCCAAAUCCAGCAAUAGCUCCAAAAGCAAGAGAGAAUGUUGCAAGGGCUCCUCAAGUGGCACAGGAAGCUGAAAAGGGACAUAGAAAGAAUGUUUUGUCCAACUUGCCUUCUGGAGACAUGACAGGUACCCCUUUUGCAGACUACACAGAAAUGGCAUUUGGUUUGGCUAGAGUAGAAAGCCCUUUACAUGGUCCUAAACCUGGGCAAACUGCUGAGCCCUCCUCUGUUGAGCAGGAUCAAAGCAUGAAUUUCCACUCACCCAAAGCUUUCCCCAACUUAGACCAAGGUGCCAGACUAGUCAGAGCAGAAUCAUCAGCAAGACGGAGGCACCACUCAGACACCUUUAAGACACCUCCAGAACUCUCCCUUUCUCCUUCUUCCUCCUCCUCUAUUUUUGGAGAAGCUCCACAGGCCACUAUACCUCGAUGCCAUGGGCUAGAGAGUACACUUUGGGCUACUGGGCAGCCAUCUGCUGCACAGUGCACAGGUCCUGGGCUGGCAGCUCUAACUACAGCCCAGGCUUCAUCAUUGUCACUGGAACAAGGUCUAAACUACAUUGACCUUGACUUGGCUGGAAAGGACAAUGCACAGAUGAGCCUAGAUGGACCUUCUGGGCCACACUUCACCGUUCUGGGAGAAGGGUUAACAAUGGGAUUAGGUGGAACAGCAGCUGGGGGCAGCAGCAACUCCAGCAUCAACACGUAUGCCAGCAUUGACUUUUUCAAGUCAGAGGAACUAAGAGUUCACCAAAAUACCAGGAAAGACAGCAAAGAGUGCUGAUCGUCCUGCUUGCUGAAGAGGAACAGUGUGUGUGUGUGUGUGUGUGUGCGCGCGUGUGUGCAUGUGUGUGUGACAGAGAGCGAAUGUGUGGGUGUGUUGUUUGCAUCUCAGUGUGUGCGAGUCCUGAAGGUGUGGACGCUCACCCUGUAAGAUUUUGUUUCCAUCGGUUACAAUCGGAACAAAAUUUGCCAAAAGACUAUUGGUCAUACCCAACCAUGAACGAUAAGAUGGACACGUCCUUCAUCCAAUCGGGAAGGAUUAA